This is a messenger RNA of Pediculus humanus corporis (human body louse), 987 nucleotides long. RefSeq names its product Integrator complex subunit, putative. Lineage: Eukaryota; Metazoa; Arthropoda; Insecta; Psocodea; Pediculidae. Gene Ontology annotation, cellular component: integrator complex. The transcript has 4 exons. Gene Ontology annotation, biological process: snRNA 3'-end processing. The coding region runs from base 1 to 987 and encodes 328 amino acids. The record is from RefSeq and is a predicted model, not a curated record.
AUGGCUACCUUUGAAAUGGAACCGGCAUUUUGCAGAGCAUUGAAAUUAUUACAUUCUAGCUCUAAGGAUGCAUCUGAUGAAAUUAUGUAUUUGCUCAAAGAAGUGAUAGAGCAAAAAUACAACGGAACGCGAACAUUAAAUUUAAAAUGGGGAUCAUCUUUAGAAGAAACUUCUAAAUCGUUGGAUAUUCAAAAAUCAUCAAAAUCCUCUCGAGGACCAUCGCCCAACCAAACCAAUUUAAACGCACAAAUCCCCGAAAAAUCAUCAAGAGAUUCAUCUCCUCCGUCUGAACCGGUUUCUUCCAGAACGACUCCUGAAUUAGAUGAAGAUUUAGCAUUAGAAAUAUUCGAAGAGGACCUCAACUGCAAGGCUAGAAAAUUUUUUAUUUUACCUCUGAAAUUUAUUUGUAAAGGCAUGUCUGUGGGACCCAGAAACAGACUUGUCGAAUGCAGUGAUUGUCAUAUGUUAUAUCAUCAGGAGUGCCACAAACCCCCCAUAUCAGAAAACAUAAAUGAUCCUCGUCUGGUUUGGUAUUGCUCUAUUUGUACAAAAAAAACUCAGGAAAAAGUUCAAUCUAAAAUUAAAAGCAUUCAUGUAGAGACAACAACUUCAAAAAAAUCUAAAACUGAAUCAUUGUCAGAUGGCAAAAACUCGGCUUUUAAAAGAUCAGAAAAAAGUUCUGGUAAUGGUCAUUCGAAAAAUUCUUCUGCAAGUGGACUCUCUCACCAUUCUUCUACUUCCUUAGGUUCGAAACCUUCUAGUUCUGGAUUGGGUUCAUCUUCUAAACAUCAUUCCGGUUCUUCAAGCUCAAAUAAUAAAUCUUCGACGGUGUUUAACAAUUCUAAAACUCCAAGUUCUCCUAAUCAAAAGCCUCAAUCCGGACCAGCUCCAGCUCCUGCUAAUAUUAUAGCUGCCGACAAAAGACUUCAAAACAUGAAGAAAAAAGCGGCUGCUAAAAUGCAGGAGAAAAGAACCAAACACAAAUGA